CAUCAUCUUCCUCCUCUCUGUCCCUCCUCCUCCUUCUUCUCCUUCUCCUCCUCACUGGUACCCGGAGCGACAAACCUGCAUCAGUGUUUGAUUGCAGCUCGAGUCGUGCAGCUGUUACACUGCUCCUGAACUGGUGGACCGAACCGAACCAGCAACAUUCUCGCAGCAGAAAAGGGAGGAACCGGGCCAACGUACCGGAAUGAAACUCAAGCAAACAAAGCUUUUCCUCCUGUGAGGAGCAGAGCAGGAGCCUGGAAAGCACCGGAGGGAAGCGGAGAAGGUGGAGGGGGAGAUCUCGGGGACACAGCCAUGGCGACUGGAGGAGGAGGCGGCGGCGGAGGCGGAGGAGUGGUGCGCAGGCGGAGAGCGGGGCUCCCCGGGUUUUGCUGGAAAACCUGCUACUUUCCUAUCCUGUUCUGGGUGGUUUCCGUGUGCGGGGAGGAGAAGACCUUCAUAGUGGAGACGUGGCUGAAAACCUACGGCUACCUGCUGCCUCAUGAUGUUCGGACGUCUGAUCUGCGGCAGGAAAAAGCCAUGCAGUCCGCCGUGGCUGCCAUGCAGCGUUUCUAUGGGAUCCCUGUUACUGGAAUCCUGGAUGAGACGACAAUAGAGUGGAUGAGAAGGCCUCGUUGUGGCGUUCCUGAUCAUCCUCACACCAGCCGUCGGCAGAGGAACAAACGUUACGCCCUGACGGGACAGAAAUGGAGGGAUAAGAGGAUCACCUACAGAAUAUCAAACUACACCCCCAAAGUGGGGGAGAAGGACACCCACAGAGCGAUCCGACAAGCCUUCAACGUGUGGCAGGCAGUCACUCCGCUCUCCUUCCAGGAGGUCCCAAAUUCAGAUGUGGAGAAUGACGGGAAAGACGCAGACAUCAUCAUCUUCUUCGCCUCUGGUUUCCAUGGUGACAGCUCUCCAUUUGAUGGGGAAGGGGGCUUCCUGGCCCACGCCUACUUCCCGGGCGCCGGCAUCGGAGGAGACACCCAUUUUGACUCUGACGAGCCGUGGACGCUCGGAAACGCCAACCAUGAUGGUAAUGAUUUGUUCCUGGUGGCGGUCCACGAGCUGGGCCAUGCCUUGGGUUUGGAGCACUCCAACGAUCCCAGUGCCAUCAUGGCUCCUUUCUACCAGUACAUGGACACGCACAACUUCAAGCUGCCUCUGGACGACCUGCAGGGCAUACAGAAAAUCUACGGGAUCCCCAGUCCCAUGCUGGAGCCCACGCGGCCGUUACCCACGCUUCCUUCCCGACGAACGCACUCCACCUCGGAAUGCAGUCACGACCGGCACUCCCGUCCGGGUCGUCCGCCCGGAGAUAGACCAGCUCUGCCCGGGAACGGCAAGCCCAACAUUUGCGACGGGAACUUCAACACCGUGGCCUUCUUCAGAAAGGAGCUGUUUGUCUUCAAGGACCGGUGGUUAUGGCGUCUGAGGAACAACAAGGUUCUGGAGGGUUAUCCCAUUGAAAUCAACCAGUUCUGGAAGGGCCUGCCUCCUCGCAUCGAUGCUGCUUACGAGAGGUCCGACGGAAAAUUUGUCUUCUUCAAAGGUGAAAAGUUCUGGGUGUUUAAGGAGGUCAAGGUCGAGCCGGGUUACCCUCAGAACCUCAUGGAGCUGGGCAGCUUCCUCCCCAAAGACGGCAUCGAUGCAGCGGUCCGCUGGGAGGUCGUUGGUAAAACCUACUUCUUCAAAGGAGAGCAGUACUGGCGCUACAACGAGGAAAAGCGAACCGUGGAUCCAGGAUACCCCAAGUCCAUCAGUGUGUGGGAUGGAGUCCCUGACUCUCCACAGGGAGCCUUCACCAGCAGAGAGGGAUACCACACCUACUUCUACAAGGGGAAGGAGUACUGGAAGUUCGACAACCAGAAGCUGACGGUGGAACCUGGAUAUCCAAAGUCCAUUUUACAAGACUGGAUGGGCUGCUACCAGUCCGAGAUGGAGCGCUCUGGCAGCAACCGUGGAGACCGCCAGCUGCCUCUUGACGACGUGGACGUCAUCGUGACCAUAAACGACGUCCCUACGACAGUCAACGCCAUCGCCGUGGUGAUCCCCUGCAUCCUGUCACUGUGCAUUCUGGUGCUGGUCUACACCAUUUUCCAGUUUAAGAGAAAAGGAGCACAGCAGAACACGAUGCAGCACUAUUACAAAUACCCGGUGCAGGAGUGGGUAUGACAGGGGACCAGAACCCUAAAGCUGACAGGGUCAAACUGUUGUCACUUUUAGGCUGGGUUACAGUCGCCAACAAUACCAGAACAGGACCGGAUGAAAGACGCUGUUGGCAAGAGAGUCCGGCAGCUAAAGAAACUCAGAGACAGAAGAUCCAGACUUUGAUUCAAAGUGUUUAUGAAAAAUGUUCAUAUUUAAGAUUAAUAAAACCAAACCUGGCCGACAGUGAAUUAAAGUCCAGGGUGAUGUGGUUUGUCUACAUCUCUUCUUGGACGUUGGAAGUUCUCUUUGGACCUACAACAAACUUCUUCUCAGAGAAAACAGAGGAUUUAAAGUAGUAAAUGUCCACCUGAUUGGGUACUACCUUCAACUUUGUUCUUCAAACAACUUUACAUGUGAACUGCUUCAGUUAAACAUUUGAUCAGAGUUAACUAAGAAAAGAAUGACAAGCAAAGAUUAUUUUAAAUUAAACUAGAAAAUAAACUAAAGGUAAAAAGGCCAUAACAAAAAGAAAACCAAGGAUCUGUUUGUGGAUCACAGAACUCUGUUUUCAGUUAUACUGAGAUGGGAAACUGUUAGAGGAGCUUUUUCUCUCUUUCUUACUCACCGCGGUUCAUUUUGUUGCCAUAAAACUCUUUAUUUUGUCAAACAGUAACAGCAUCACUGAUUUACGCAGCUGGAUUUUACACAAGUAGAAAAAUGAAUUUUCUGCAUAAAAGACACUUCUACAGCCUUAUCUCUAAAUAUCAUUAAGGGACUCAAGGUGCAGCAGUUGGACCAUCAAUACCUUUAAUUAGGAAACACUGAGAGAGCAGCUUUACCUUAAAUCAAAAGCUAUCAAAGUGUGCAUAAAGACACCUAUAGGUGUGUAUAGAAAACACAGAUGUGCAGUGUAUACAAAGUGACCUGCAGCAGAAGCCCCAAAGAAACCGAAGCUGCAGAUGUAUUAAGUGGAAAAGGACUGAAGUAACCUGCAGUUUUUGGCAUGUAGCAGUGGUGCACACCACAAUAAAGAUGGUAUUUAUUUAUUUAUCUGAUGUACUGUAUGUUUUAUACCAGCAGGUCCUCUGCUUGCUGUAGAAGUUAAACACAGUUUUAUUUCUGCAUGACAACAUAUCACCUAACAAUGAAAGGUUUAUUUCUAAGGGAAGACUGCGGCGAAUCUUCCUCAUUUUCCUCAUCUUACAAGUCUUUUAUCUUCCUGCUUGAAUGUUGAACUCAGAGUUUUUUUUCAGCCGUCAUCAAGUCCAUCUUUACUGGUUUAUUAUGUGUGAAGGUAGAAGAGUUAAAAGCUUUUUUAGUGCCAUUGCAGGAGUUGAUCAUAGUACGUAUUAAUGAUAUGAAUCAGGCAGAAACACCGAGGUAUUUAUUCCUUUAUUGUUGGUUUAUUCAUUUUUGCCUUGUGGUUUUCUCAAGUUGCAGCUCUUGUUAAAACAAAACCACAUUUCUAGAAAGCUUAGAAAUAUCUUGCAAUAAAGAACAGUUUCACAUUUGUACAGAAGAGAUGGUUCUACCAAACCUGUGUUAGAACAUCAAACAUCAUACCAGAACAUCAGGAACCACUAACAAGAAAGAAAUUAUUCAGUUGAAACUCAUCUGCUCGUUGCCGACAUAAACUUUACUGCAGGUUUUUAAUGGUAAUAUUCACAUUAAUAUAAAAUAUAUUUAUCACAGCUAUAAUUUACCUUCUAGUUCAACUCUGCAAUCACCCCAAAAUCAUACUUUUAUCAGGAAUCAAGUUGAACUGAUAAAUACGUUAGUUUGUUUAGUUGGUUCCGUUGUCCUGUAGGUCCGUUAAUGGUGGCUAUGUUCUGUGAACCUGAGGAGAGGAUCUGGACUGGAGACAGCCACCAGAGGAGUGUUUUAAUGUGUGGAUGAAGCUGCAGGAUGGGAAGCAGCAGUUUUUAUCCCACUUGGAUUGUUGAUGUAACUCCUUGUGCUGUAAGGACAGGAAGUAGAGCAGCCGAGGUCACAUGGUGUGUGUAUUAGUUUGGUUGCUGCAUCAAUCGCUCUCCGCUCGUCCUCCACAUCCCUGCUGUCCUUUCGCUCCGUCCAUCUGGGCUCGCGGCUCAUCGUCCAGCUAAUCAUUUUCCUCUUGACCUUCAGCUGAUUCCAUCUGUCCUGCUGUCCCCCUCUGCUGACCUUUUGUUAUGACCUUUUUGCCCCAUCCAUCUGUAUCAUGCAGCGAACUUCCUGCAUUACAGUUUAAACUUUUCUAUAAAUGGCGAAAAGUGCCAAAUCUCUCCUGCCAUGGUUCAGAUUUGUCUCUGCAGAAAAAUCUUAAUCUAAGCUGGUGAUAAUUUCUUCAUGUUAUACAGUUUAAUGUAUCUUUUAGAUUUUUUGAGUGCAAGAUUUUUUAUAUUUAAUAUUAAUUUUGACCAUGAUCAUUUUUUGAGUGCUGGGCUCCAGGUUUUCAUCAUUUCUGGCCCAUUUCUGGAGGAGUUGACCCGGAAAGCAGUCACUCUCAGGGCGUUCUGGUAUUUUUUAACUCGACUGGUCUUACAGAAACAGCAAAGCGCAGAAAAGCAGAUUUAAGACAUUAUGUAACACCACAGCAGCAGUGCAGCUUGAACUAUAAAACAUGCUUUAUUUAAACACACAAGCUGUUGAUGUAAAUGCUGUUACCUCUCUGAGGCGACGCAGGCAGAGAGAUUUUAGGGGUCGUCAGUUCACUGCUUUUCAUUUCUGGCCUGAAAUCACUGUUCCAGUCACAGUCCAGAACAUUCACUCAUUUCUUCGGGUCAUAAAGAGUCCUGUUUCCUGCAGAAACAACCUGGGUUAUCUCCCUUCAUCAGACUUUUAAUGAUCCGUUAUGAUGACAGUCUGGUUGCUCUUCGCUCACCUCUCUGUUCUGGGUCCAGCUGCAGUGAGGAGCUGCUGUUCUCAGCAGCUCAGCUUUUCAGGGUCCUGCAGCACCGUUUGGACCCAAUGAGGGAAAAAUCUGGUUUUUAUUGGCAAAACUGAUUUGGAAAUAAUUUGUAUCGUAGAUGUUGAUGAAUGUUUACUCCUUGCAGCAACUUAAAGUUGCUCAUUAUGAAUUUUUAUAUUUAUUUCUAAAAAGCAAAAGCUUUCAAUCUUUAUGCUUCUGUUCAGUGUUUUAAUUCAAGUUUGUGUUUUUUAAUAUGUGAUUCUCUGUUUGUCCACAGUGGUGUUAAAAGUACUAGCAUUAUGUUUAUUUUGGUUUUGCAUUAAUUUAUCCAACCCUUUUACUUAGACAGAAUCACAUACCAGCCAUUGUUAUUUACACUUUCUGAACAUAUUAUCUUCUUUUGGAGUAUCAGAUAUAACACUGAUUUACAUCGAACUUUAGACAUUUCAUUGUCUGUAGUCCAUUUAGAUGUUGGCAAGAAAACAAAUGAAUAAUAAACUCACCAUUUCUGGAUAAUGAACCCAUCCUCUGAACCUAAUGCCGCAGUAUAUGAAGCUGCACACAUACAGAGUAUCGGAUAAGUAUUCACACCCCUUUAACGGUUUCCUACUGUGUCCCAUUGAAACCACCAAGUUUAAUGGGUUUUAUGGGACGCACCAACACAAAUUGCUGCAUAGCUGUAAAGCAGAAGAAAAAUAAUUUUUUUACAGAUAAAAUUCUGAAAAGUGCGGCCUGCAUUUGUACUCCCUGGGUCAAUACUUUGUAGAGGCACCUUUUGGUGAAGUUCCAGUUUAAAAAGGGGAGGAAACGUUUUUCCACGUGCUUGAACAGUGAACGUGAGAAGAAGAUGAGAUGUUCAAACCAUACAUCAGUGAUAUUGUACUUCUAGUUUAGAUUUUUUCUCCUCACAAAUAUUGUGUUGAUUGUAAAGAAUAGAUGGAUGGAGGGAAACACUGUGAGGUUAGAUCAGGGCAGUUUAAUGUGUCUGAAUUGCUCUGCAAGGUCCGUUUCACCUCAGUUUCUUUGGGUUUUAUGCUUUCAUUAAAGCAAACAAAUUUAUGUGGCUUAAGAAGUCAGAAUCUGGUCCAGAUCAACUCCUGAUCUGAUAUUUUUUCAGUUUAGUGUUCACACUAUGGACCUGUUUCUAUGGGAUCUUCCUCAUGGACCGUCCUCAUCGCUGGUUGUGCAGAAAGAGUUUUUUGCCCAUUUAAACUAAAGAAAGGGCAGCUUAGUGACUUUUAGAGCCGUGAGCAUUAAGAUGAACUUCUCUGUCAUCUGUCCACCUAAAUGCCACAAGGGUUUACCUUUAGUCAGAAAAGUCUGAAGUUUGUACAUAUUUACUGAGAUUUACACAACAGCAGUUUUCUGUGUAUUUCAACAAAUGUCUGUUUGUGAAAAAGAAAGAAAAGUACUUGAGGAAAACAUUAUAGUGAUUGCAUUGUUCAUAUUACUGACAUAUUAGACAAAAUAUAUGUACCUGGGCUUGUUUUGUAGUAGUAGAUGGUGUCUGCAGUCAGAUUUUCAGCUGGAUCAUUGUUUAUUUAGUUUUCUCUUCUGGAAAUCAGCCUCUUUUAUGGGUUUUUCUAGCAGACCUGGAUUAAAGUGGCACCAAACCUCUGCUGGUGUUGGGUUUAUUUAACUGCUGGCCCAACGUUCUUCUACUUCUACAAAACUGGGCUGGGCAGAUCCGUUCAACACAUAGCUCCAGGUUACCAGAGUUUGGUGUCAUUUGUCCUCCAACUCAUGAUGUUCUGGAGAGUUCGGACCACAGUGAGCCGCCCUUUAAAGCUGAUUAUCGACUCUCAGUCACAAAGUGAUGCAAUGCAGAAAGUUCAGUUCAAAAAGCUGAAACCGAACAAUUUAACACAACAACAAUCAGCUGAAAAGCGCAUUAUUUAACUAGAUUUUACGCAGGUCAUGUAUCUCAGCAGUCAGCGUCACAGCUCGCUAUUAAGGUUAAAUCAAUAAAGAGAAAAGAGGAAGUUACAGCAUUUCUGGACGUGUGGAAGAUAUGAUGGACUAAAGUUUUUUUAUGUAAUAAAAUCAGCUGCAAGACAAAAAAAUAUGGAAUAAAAACUAACAGCAGAUCUGUUGUUUUUUUUUAAGCAAAAGCAGCAGAGAUAUUUGCAUGAUUUCAUUUUAAUUGUUUGCAGCGUAUUGGUUUGUCCUCGUGGCCCACUGAGCUUAUUUUAAAUAAAAGUCUCCACUGCAGCAUUUAUUAUACGACCAAUUUAAGGGUCGACUGGAUCAGAACUUUCCGCUGAUUAAAAACCGACACAAAUCAAGGAUAUUAAAGAUGCCAAGAUUAAAAUUUGUUUUUGUUUUGCUGAUUUAUGAGGGAACAUAUUAAUAUAUUGUAUGUUUUAUAAAAAGUGUUUCUCAUGGAAUGAUUUAAUUUAGCUCAUAGACAACAAACAAAUAAUCUGAUUAAUUUAAAAUCUGCAGCACCAAGGUAAAACAUCACAGUGUUCUUUAUAAAAUAACUAGAAAUUCAAAUCAGUUUAUUCUAAAAAUAUUGAAAUAUUUUUACUUGAACCUCUUAGUCUGUAAGUUUACUGUUUUAUAGGAGAGUUUAGCCUUUUUUAUUGUCAUUUCUGGGAAAUUAAUUGAAAAGAACUAAAGAGUUUUACACAGAAUGAAGAACAAAUGUAAAUUGAAGCAAACACAUAUUUAACAAUAAUACAGAUAUGCAAACUUAAAAAGAAAAUCAUUAAAAUUCCAGAGUCGGUUUUGCUACUGGAUCCACAUUAAUCUGCUGAGCAUCCCGGAGAACCCGUAGAACCCAGGGAGCCGUUUCAUUUGUACAAGUCCAUCUUUAACUUACCUGUCGUUGCCUUUAGUUUCUAUUGUCUUUAAUUAUUGAGAUGUAGAAGAAGAACAUAUAAGAUAUUCUGGGCAGGUUUUUCACUGCUGACUCAUCAGAAAACUUUAACAGAGGCUUCAGUUGGAUUUUCAUAACAAACAAACUGGAUUUUUCUGUAAAUAACUUUGUUUGGUUUGGGGUUUUUUGAAUAAAUGGGUUGAUUAUAAAAUCAAAAUGAACAAAAAAAAAACAUCUAAUGUUGAUUUUGAUACGCAGAAUAACAGACUUUUUUUUAACCCUGUAGUUAUUUGCGGUAUCAGAGGUCAGUUUAUGAAAUAUGAAGAUUGUUGUAAAACCUUUAUUAUUUCUCUUGUUUGCUGCAUUUUUUAGACGGCUCUCAUUAAGAACUGGCAUGUUUCUGUUUUCAAUUCCAGGUUUAUUUUGAAGGAUUUUAUUCUGGAAAAUGGAAACUGUUUUUCUCUGUUUGGGUUUGUUUGGUCGUCCAGCACCGGUUCUGUAACAACACCAUGUUCUAAGAAAUGUCAAUAAAAAUGAAGACUUCAUCAUCUAAAA
Messenger RNA from Girardinichthys multiradiatus, 8411 nucleotides. RefSeq names its product matrix metallopeptidase 24 (gene mmp24). NCBI's taxonomy places the organism in Eukaryota, Metazoa, Chordata, Actinopteri, Cyprinodontiformes, Goodeidae. Gene Ontology annotation, cellular component: extracellular matrix. The coding region runs from base 310 to 2172 and encodes 620 amino acids. The record is from RefSeq and is a predicted model, not a curated record. Gene Ontology annotation, molecular function: zinc ion binding; metalloendopeptidase activity. Gene Ontology annotation, biological process: proteolysis; extracellular matrix organization; collagen catabolic process. The transcript has 10 exons.